Molecule: messenger RNA, 2220 nt
Organism: Linnemannia hyalina
Lineage: Eukaryota; Fungi; Mortierellomycota; Mortierellomycetes; Mortierellales; Mortierellaceae
Source: the annotation of a GenBank genome assembly
AUGGUCGCAGCAAAGUUACAGUUGCUGAUGGCGAUCGGUGUCGCCCUUAGCGCCGUCCAGGCUGGUCCUGUUGACAACAACCAUGGCAGCAAAGGCCCAUCCUUCAACAACAAGUGCGUCCUCACAGCAUCCGGUAUUAUCAACGACAUGGACCCCACUGCUGACCCUUGCCAGGACUUUUCUAAGUUCACCUGCGGUGGAUUCGAUGAGCAGCACGAGAUCCCGUCGGAAGGAUCGUCUAUCGGAGCCUUUGACAUCCUGAGCGCCAGUAACAUGCGUGUGCUCCGCUACAUUGUCGAUGCCUCACUCGGGAAAUCACCCAAAGCCGCACCCGGGGACGUCGCCGCCCAAAACAACAUCAAGAAGCUGCAAGACCUCUUCUCCAGCUGCAUGGACGAACCUUCCAUCCUCAAGGCCGGUCGUAAGCCCCUCGUCGACGAGGUCCAAAAGAUCAUCCAGGCCUUCCCUGCCUCUGCCUCCCCCGCCGACAAGGCUACCCUCUCCAAGACCCUUGCUCAGAUCUCAAAAUUGGGGUUCCGGCUUUCGUCGUUUAUUAACCUGGGCGUUUCACCCGGUUCGGAUAACCCUUUGUCGAAUGUUUUGACAGUUUAUGAAGACGGGUUGGGGUUGGGGACAUCAGCGGAUUAUGGGGAUGCGGAGUUGGUCAAGUUGUAUAGAGAUACUGCGGCGGCGAUGUUCCAGGUUGUCUUUGGGGAAGAGGAUGUGGCCAAGAGGGCUCAACCUUUGACUGAGAAGGAUAUCAACAAGGAGUGGGUCGAUGCUGCAAAGGAGGUAGUUGAUUUCGAGAUUCAGCUUGCUGGGAUUGCGACCCCAGAUGAUGACCUGUGGGACCCUAUCAAGUCCAACAACCCCCGCACGGUCGAGCAGCUGGCUGCUCUGACUCCUUCGAUCGAUUGGUCCAUCAUCAUCCAAGAGAUAGGCGUCAAGAACACCCGCCCUCUCGCCGUCUCCUCCGUUGUCUACCUCACAAAACUCGAUGCCGUUCUCAAAAACACCUCUUCGAGGACCCUCCAGCACUAUUUCUCCUGGGUGGUCAUUCAAAACCUGGCCAACAACCUCAGCAAGCCCUACACACAGCCCCUGGAUGCUUACGAGAGCGUCGUCUCGGGCGUCUCUGCCAAUAUCAAGGUAGAGCGCUGGAAGACCUGUGUCUCGGUUGUCAGCCGCAAUCUGGGCCAAGUGGCCGGCCACUACUUUGUUGAACAGACCUUCAAGGGCAACAGUCGCAAGGAAGUCAUGUCGAUCAUCGAGAACGUCCUCGCCAGCUACGGAAAAGCUUUCCCUACCCUCAAGUGGCUCGACAAGACCACCCGCGACGGCGCCAUAAAGAAGCUCAAGGCUAUCGUCCAGCUUGUCGGCUACUCGACCGAUGCCCCCGAUGUCGCAUCCUCUAAGGCCUUGGAUGAGUACUACAAGGACUACACCAUCGCAACCAACGAUUACUUUGGCAACCAGUUCAAGCACUCCGUCUGGUCGGCAAUGGACACCUUUAGACAGCUUCCUCUACCCGUGAACAAGAACUCGAUGGGUAUGGUUCCCUCGACUGUGAAUGCUUAUUACAGCCCUUCGUCGAACUCGAUCAACUUCCCUGCCGGUAUCUUGCAGUUGCCGUUCUUCAAUGUUGAGAACCCCGAGUAUAUCAACUAUGGAAGCAUGGGUGUCGUUGGCGGCCACGAGAUCGGGCACGCUUUCGACAACUCUGGUCGCCACUACGACUCUAUUGGUCGAGUCGCCAAUUGGUGGACAAACGCAACCUCGAACGCAUUCGAUGAGAAGGCCCAAUGCUAUGUGAACCAAUAUGGUAACUUCACCAUCAAAGGCCCUGACGGCAAGGAUCACAACCUCAACGGUAAAUUGACCUUGGGAGAGAACUUGGCUGAUAACGGUGGUAUCAAGAUGGCCUUCAGUGUCUGGCAGUCGCGUGCCAAGUCUGAUCCCAACGGCAAGAAGAUCAAGAACUUCAAGCUCCCUGGCCUGGACGCCUACACGCCCGAACAACUCUUCUUCAUCGCAUACGGCCGCCUCUGGUGCAACAAGAUGCGUCCCGAAGCACUCCUCAACCUCAUAAAGACCAACCCCCAUUCCCCCGCCAAGUGGCGUAUCAAUGGUGUUGCCCAGAACUCGCCUGAGUUCGCAAAGGCGUUCAAGUGUAAGGCGGGUGCGCCUAUGAACCCUAACAAGAAGUGUGAGGUAUGGUAG